Molecule: messenger RNA, 348 nt
Organism: Linnemannia hyalina
Lineage: Eukaryota; Fungi; Mortierellomycota; Mortierellomycetes; Mortierellales; Mortierellaceae
Source: the annotation of a GenBank genome assembly
AUGACCCCACAACCUUCGAAAAUCAUCGUCAACUGCAAGUCCCAGGAGGAGCUCGACGGCAUCCUCUCCCAAUUCAAUCGCGCCAUUGUGCUGUACUACAGCUACGCCAUGCCUUGGGGCAAGAUUGCAGAACACAAGAUGCACGUUUGUGCCAGGGCACUGGAGAAGGGCAACAUCACGACUAUCCCUUUUGUCCUGGUCAAUUACGCAGAGUUCUAUGAGUUUGGAGGAAAGAUCGAGGUACUCCCGACGACCACCAUCCGUUACACAGCUUAUGUUAAUGGCGAGCCACGGGAAUCCACAGGAAACAGCGCAGAACUUGAGGGAUUGGUAACAGCAUUACUCUGA